UUCAGUUGUGAAGACGCUUCUGUAAUCUUCGCUGAAAACCAGAGACAUAAACGCUUUUCAACACUUUGAACGCGAAGCUGAAGUGAAAUAGUUGUUUAACUCUUCAGCGUUUAUUGUUUUCUCAGCAUUUAAAGUCUCUGUGUUCGUUUAAACUCGGUUUGUUGGUGUUUAAACAUCUGAGACGGCUGACAGGAUGAUGCCUUCAGCGACUGAAAACAAACAUCGUGGAAGGAAGAGAAAAGCUGAAGAAGCUUUUUAUGAUGAUGAGGAGACCGAGCCGGCCCCAAAACGAAUGAAACAUCAGACUGAUUCUGAGUCAGCUCCUCUCCCGGGGCCGUCGACAAUCAUGCAAGCCACCAAUAUUUCACCUGCCCCAGAAACUGCUGACGAUGAAGCACCAUCUGGAAUAAAUCCUGAUGACCCCAUGCCAGGACUUCUCUUUGGAUUUGGAGUAACUCCUGAUGAACAUCAUGCAAGUAAGAGAAACGCUGAAGAAGCUUUUUAUGAUGAUGAGGAGACCGAGCCGACCCCAAAACGAAUGAAACAUCUGACUGAUUCUGAGUCAGCUUCUCUCCCGGGGCCGUCGACAAUCAUGCAAGCCACCAAUAUUUCACCUGCCCCAGAAACUGCUGACGAUGAAGCACCAUCUGGAAUAAAUCCUGAUGACCCCAUGCCAGGACUUCUCUUUGGAUUUGGAGUAACUCCUGAUGAACAUCAUGCAAGUAAGAGAAACGCUGAAGAAGCUUUUUAUGAUGAUGAGGAGACCGAGCCGACCCCAAAACAAAUGAAACAUCAGACUGAUUCUGAGUCAGCUCCUCUCCCGGGGCCGUCAACAAUCAUGCAAGCCACCAAUAUUUCACCUGCCCCAGAAACUGCUGACGAUGGAGCUGUCGCAGGACCAUCAGGUAUAAAUCCAGCACCUCGUCCUGUUGAUCCAGUGCCAAGACCUUUGUCACCAUCUCCUGACGAAGAAAAUGGUGACGCUGCCCCAGAACCGGAACAGGAAAUAAAUCCAGCACCGCGUCUUGCUGAUGUUUUGAUAGACAUUCCCUUUCCAGACCGAUAUCUUACUGAUGAACGUGUCACCAACCGAUAUCAAGUGCUUCCGGAAGAGGUGCUUGAACACGGACGACGUGCAAUGGCUUUCGCUGCAGUUCGCAGAAUUGAUGGGAGACAGGUGGUGCUCAAAUGUGUUCCUGAAGAUUUCACUGAAUCACGCGAAGAUCCACAUUCCACAUCAUAUAAACGCAGUGCGUUCGGGUGUCGUGUGCCUGUAUACAAGGAAAUAAGCAUCAUGCUACAGCUGCAGCAUUCGCCUCCGCCGUGCCCUCAUGUGAUAAACAUGCUCGACUGGUUUGAGUUUCCAGAUGGAUAUGUAGUGGUCCUCGAGAGGUUGUCAGAACCCUGGGUGAAGCUGGAAACAUUUAUCCAAGAGAACGGUGGUCAACUGAGUGAAAGAGUCGCCCAGGCCAUCAUGCGCCAGUUGCUGCAGACUUUCGAUUACUUCAUUCAUGUUGGAGUGCAGCACUGUGACGUCUGGACAAAUAACAUCAUGAUCAACAGAGAGACCCUGGACAUAAAGCUCAUCAGCUUUGGUAGCAGCAGUCCCUGCUUUCUUUUUAAUAUGGAGGGAACUCAAGCCCGCCAGCCGUUUUACCAGGAUCAUUUUUAUCGACUGGACUUCAACUAUCACCACCUCAGGGCUCUGUUUUGUUUAUUUGAAAGGAUGUUUGACUUGAGAAAGUUACACGGAGGGCAGGUGAACGCCUUGAGAACCCGUGGAGCAUCUAGAGAAUGCAGAGACUUCUACUUAACGUGUGAAAGAGUCAUUAAUACGGAUCUUGGGGAUCUCCUAAAUCAUCCCUGGAUAACAAAUGAUGAAUGGACGUCAGACUAGAUGCCAGACGAGACGCGUAGGACUCGUUCGGCAUUCAGGAAACUCUCAUCUGUUUUUUAGUGAGGGACAGGUAACUGGUAAGUUAAAUCAUCUGUCAGUUCAGUGACAUAUCACUUAUUUACACUGCAAAAAAUGCCCUUCUUGAAACAAGCAAGAAGCACUUAAAUCUGGUAAAAGUGUAAACUCAAGCAAAAAUCUGCCAAUGGGAUAAGCAAAACUGACUUGGUAAGAAUUCUUGUCAGUUUUUGCUUUGAAGCUAGAAUAUUUGAACUUAUAUCGUGACACUGGGCUGCACAGUGGCUCGGUGGUUAGCACUGUUGCCUCACAGCAAGAAGGUCACCGGUCCAAGCCCCGGCUGGCACGGGAGGCCUUCUUUCUGUGUGGAGUUUUCAUGUUCUCCCUGUGUCAGCGUGGGUUUACUCCGGGUACUCCGGUUUCCUCCCACAGACCAAAGACAUGCAGGUUAGGUUAAUUGAAGAAUGAAACAAUAAAUAAACCUAGACACUAAAAUUGCAUGCGGGUCUUAAAACUAGACAUAAAACGCUUAAACCAGUGGUGUAGCCACGGGUGUGCCAGGCUGUGCAUUUUGACCCACAGUGGCAGCUGGCACACCUAAAAAAAUUAGUCCUACAUUUUUUUUCUAAAUGUGGGCUAUUGUUGGUCACUUACUAUAUUUGUUUAUUUAAAGUGUCAUUUAAAUUAUUUUUUUUUAAAAUAUCUGCCGACAUUCCGACUGCCAACCAAUCCGCAAACAGCCGCUGACUGUGACGUGACCCCAGCAUCUUGGACACUUUUCCCGCUCAUUCUAAACAAACAGAGAUCUUGACUAAACCUUGCUAGCUAGCAAUAACAAACGCGUUUUCAGAGUGACUCCUAUGGAAUAAUGAAGGCUGCUGCCUCUCCUCCUUGCUGCCUGGAUCAGACGCGUUUGGCCAGAUGGAAAUAUUACAGGGACCGAGCAAGCACUAUAAACUUGAAGUGGAAAGUCCUGAACUUACAAUAUUUGUGCAAUUGCUCAAAUGUUUCGACUCGUGAUAACGACGUUUUCCCCAACAUGAACAGUUUACUAUUGUUUUGAUCACAUCGCCUGUUACAAGUUGUUCUGUGAAGCGCUUGUUUCAGCUGUGCAUUUUGACGUUUCGCAUCAGAAACGAGUGAUGGAAGCACCAAACUUUGAAAUUAAAACCCUUAAAUUAAUUUUCAAAAAAGUUUUUACGCUCAAAAUUGGUGAGUUUAAUGUUCGCUACUUCAUAAUUUAUUUGGCAAAGUAUAGUAAGUAUAGUUUUACAGAUCAGUUUUACACCCAGUCUGUCCUGUAAUGAUAGUCAUACGCAGAGUCAGGGUUUUUAGCACAUUCGUAUGACAGUAAAUUAGGGAUGUGCACGAAUGUUCGAAUAUUCGAUCCGCAAUAAUUAUUUGAAUAUUAUAAAUGCUAUUUGAAUAUUCAUAUUUUUCAUAAGAAUAAAAGACUGCGUCACCACAGGGUUAGAAUUGUCUUGUCUUAUUUAACGCUUCUUCAGUUAAUUUGUAAUGACUUUAAUAUACAGAAAAUAUAAAAAAUCGUUUGUAUGUGUUCCUAGAUCUUUGUUCAGUCAGAUCGCAGGCUAGUUGUAAAUAUUUAAGUUCACACACGGCGGCCUGAUGGAUCGCGUGUUAUGCUCGGCUCAUGUGUUAUACAUCACCAUAUUAAAAUGUUUUAAAAACAUGAGCCACAUAAUUUGUUAACAUUACUUAUAUAUAAGUUGGUAUAAAAAUACCAACGUAAUAUUAAAUGAUUCAAUGAUUAAUUUGUUUAUUACCAUAACUUGUUCGUAGCUGUUGUUCGUUCGUUAGAA
Messenger RNA from Triplophysa rosa, 3732 nucleotides. RefSeq lists its product as uncharacterized. The record is from RefSeq and is a predicted model, not a curated record. Gene Ontology annotation, biological process: regulation of mitotic cell cycle; protein autophosphorylation; negative regulation of apoptotic process. The coding region runs from base 194 to 1897 and encodes 567 amino acids. Gene Ontology annotation, cellular component: cytoplasm. The transcript is spliced from 13 exons. Gene Ontology annotation, molecular function: ATP binding; protein serine/threonine kinase activity. Lineage: Eukaryota; Metazoa; Chordata; Actinopteri; Cypriniformes; Nemacheilidae.